UCGCUUUUAUUAACUGAGAGAGGCACGGCUCAUGCCACUCUCACUGUCCUGCAAUACGAGCUUCAACAACGAGCGCCGACAGCGAGCUCCACAGUUUCUGUAAAAGCUGUUGUUGCAGAGCUGAAAGUUCCCUGGAUUCCCUAAAACGGACUUUAGAUAAACAUUGAAAGCUGGACUUCAAAGGAAGAAACACAGAGAUGGACGGCCUGAAACCGAAUGCCCAUCAGAAACCAAACCUUCCACCAAAACCAAGCCUUCAGUCACUGCAGGGGCCAAACUCCACCCGCCGGCCCGCCGCUCUGGACAGGGUCAUCAGGAGGAUCGAGCCAGGAACGGUCAAGCAGAGGGCGCUCAGCCUGAAUGCCAAGCAGGACGGCGGGUGGGAGGGGCUAAAUAUAAACGGGAAAACUCCUUCAGUCCCUAAAGUGGAGUUCCAGCGGUCCACAGGAAUGGUCAGAGAACAGAUCCAGAAACUGGCCCUGUCCAGAGAGAAAGACGAGGACAAACAGAAGAACGGACUGACAGAACCGAAGGAGGAAAGGAAGACAUGGGUGAAGGACAAGACGGCUGACCGCAUACAAGACGGACGAUCAGAGCCUGAUGGGAGUGAGAUGGAGGACAGUGGGGGCGUCGCCAGACUAGAGGAGGAGGGUUCAACCACACCACCCUGCCCCCUGCAGGAGAAACACUGUCACUGCAUCUGCCACCUGCAGCGGCCUGGAAUGAAGCUGGUGUGGGUUCCACUGCAAAUGGAGAAGAUCGACACAACGUGGGUGGACAACCAAAGAAGUCAGACGAGUAAUGAGUCACUAAACAGGGAAGGCAAGAGCAUCAAAGGGGAGACGGACGGUAGACGAGGAGAGACGGCCACGUACCAGACUCCUCCCUCCAGACACACAGCCUCUGUGAAAUCUCCCACAAUGCCUCAGUGCAUUAACUGCCAGAGCUUUCUGCUCCACCACAGCCCUCAGAAGCUUGCGGAGAGCGAGUGCAUAUACGAAAGCAUGGAAGUGUUAAUCCAUCGGCCGGCUGCGGCAGUGACCCCCCCAUCUGCCCCGCAGGAGCAACAAACUGACUGUCCCCCCAAGGAGGAGCCUGUCUACCUCGAGGUCCUGCCUUCUGAUGAGAACACGCCCAAACCCCCGACUCCGCCCCCCAGACCCACUCCUCCACCACGCACACGGUCCGCCAAGCAUAACCUCCAGAAAGACAGACGGGCCACCCAGCCUGUUCUGGCCUACAUGCUGUCCCCUAGAGGAGGCCGUCCACCAAUCAGAUCGCCCAGCACCUGUGAAAGAGGAAGUGGAGUCCCGUCUACCAGAAAGCCAAAGUUAGAGGGAAAAAUAAGUGAGGAGAAAGAUUCAGAGGCAGCAGAAGAACCAGAUGAUCAACAUAAUGAAAGCCCGAGGAGGAUCUCCAGUGAUUGGGUGCCGAACAGUGAUUACGAGCCGCUGUAUCAGAUGUACCAGCGUAAGGUCUGCGAGACUGAGUGCCAGCUGCAGGGCGACAGCCCCUCGGCCCACCGCAGGAGCACGAGCGACAGUUCGGGGCUGCAGGGGUCCGGGACUUCAGGGGGCUGGAAGAGGGCAGAGCUUAGAGAGGUCAAACUGUGGCAGGACCUUUCUGUUGUGAAGGAGAGCGGAAUACUGCAGACACUGAGCUACACGGAGAAACAGAGACAGGAGUGUAUGUUCGAGGUGCUGACGUCGGAGGCGUCGUACCUGCGCUCGCUCAGGGUCCUCAAAGACCACUUCCUGGGGUCUCGAGAGCUGGACGACACGCUGGUCAUCCACGACAGGAAGUCGCUCUUCUCCAAUGUCCUGCAGGUGUAUGAGGUCAGCGAGAGGUUUAUGCAGGAUCUGCUGGACAGAGUGGACGAGAGUGUGGUCAUCUCUGACGUGUGUGACAUCAUCCACCGGCAUGCGAAGGAGCACUUCUCUGUGUAUAUCGACUACGUCAGGAACCAAGUCUAUCAGGAGAAGACCCACAGCAGGCUGAUGCAGUGUAACCGAGCGUUCUGUACGGUUAUGCAUCGUCUGGAAGAAUCUCCGCUCUGCAGGCGCCUCCCGUUCAGCUCCUUCAUGCUGCUGCCCUUCCAGCGAAUCACUCGCAUCAAGAUACUUAUACAGAGUAUUCUGAAACGGACAGCUGAGGGCUCAGCGGAGGAGUCGUCAGCCUCCAGAGCUUUAGCUGUUGUCUCUGAGAUCAUUCAGGAGGCGAACACUCAGGUUGGCCAGAUGAAGCAGAUGGAGGAGCUGAUGCACAUUGCCAACAUCCUGGAGUUUGACAAGCUAAAGGCCAUCCCGCUGGUGUCCAAGACUCGGUGGCUGGAGAAGCAGGGCGAGCUGCAGGAGUUCAGUAAGGUGGGCUCGCUCUUCGGCCGCUUUCGGUUCAGCCCUGUCUACGUCUUCCUCUUCAAUGACCUCCUCAUCCUCACCGCCAGGAAGAGUGUGAGUCCAGAGCGGUUUGUGGUUCUGGACCAUGCCCACCGCUCCCUGGUGCAGGUCCAGCCUGUAGACAUUUCUGACCCACAGCUGGACCAUGCCUUCUGCCUCACCCUGCUGGAGAACCACCAGGGAAACACCUGCGAGCGCCUGCUGAAGGCCAACACUGAGUCUGACCUGCACAGGUGGACGGCCGCAUUCCCCUCCGUCUCUGCUCAGCAGGAAAAGCAGGAGAAGGUGUAUGAGGACUGGGACUGCCCUCAGGUCCAGUGUAUCCGUCAGUACAGCGCAAAGCAGGUGGAUGAGCUCAGCUUAGAGUGCUGUGACAUCAUCAACAUCAUCCGUAAAACUAACGAGGGUUGGUAUGAGGGACUGCGACUGUCGGACCGAGCGAGAGGUUGGUUCCCUCAGGACUCAGUGACUGAGGUGACCAAUGAACACCAGAGGCGCCGAAACCUGAGGGAGCAGUACCGGAUCGCCAUGGCAACACAGACGGCCAAUCACAGAGCAGAAGUGUAACACACCGGCCGAUCAGAGCAAUUAGAACUGUUAACGUUCAGUUAAUGGAAAAAACAAUGUUGAAUCUAAUGAAAGCAGAUGAGAAUGUAAAUGAGGAAGAUUUAAAUAAACAGAGCUGCUGAUCGGGGGUGUCUGA
This is a messenger RNA of Pygocentrus nattereri (red-bellied piranha), 3099 nucleotides long. It is a transcript of the gene arhgef15a, whose product is annotated as Rho guanine nucleotide exchange factor (GEF) 15. The record is from RefSeq and is a predicted model, not a curated record. Gene Ontology annotation, molecular function: protein binding; guanyl-nucleotide exchange factor activity. NCBI's taxonomy places the organism in Eukaryota, Metazoa, Chordata, Actinopteri, Characiformes, Serrasalmidae. Bases 198 to 2963 code for a protein of 921 amino acids. The transcript is spliced from 16 exons. Gene Ontology annotation, biological process: activation of GTPase activity.